This is a messenger RNA of Prorocentrum cordatum, 974 nucleotides long. Lineage: Eukaryota; Dinophyceae; Prorocentrales; Prorocentraceae. The record is from the annotation of a GenBank genome assembly.
GUUAUCUCCAUACCGCGCCAGAUCGGUGCAAUCUUCGACAACGACCCCGAGAUACUCGACCUAUUCGAAGAGGUUCGAUGGCCGCUGGCGGCCUUCAUAGUGACGAUGAACAUCGGCACCAUGAUGGAGCAGGUGCCCGUCGCCGUCGGCCGCACCAGCACCGUCUUCUGGGCCGGGCUGGCAGGCUCGUGGCUCGGCCAGGUGCCGUGCGUGCUGCUGUGCGUGAACUUCUGGCGUAGAGACCUCGUGGGCCUCUACACGGGGGUGGCCGCGGGCUAUCUCUUGCUGGGCGUGCUGCUGGGAUCCGCCAUCUGCACCAUCAACUGGCAUGACGCCGCCAGGCAAGCCCGCGAGCGGUCCGAGGUGUGCCCACGGCUGGCGCAACAAAAAAGGUGUGCCCACGGCUGGCGCAGCCCGGCGGGCUGUCGCGGGGAUGGUGCUCGGCGCGCCCGCGGGGCCCACCUGGGGCCGCCUGGCCGACCAGGCGUCCCCGCCCCCGAUGACGGAGCCGCAGCCCGCCGGUGCCGCCGCUGCUGGUCCCGCCGAGUGGGACGAGCACCUGCCGCUGAGCGCCGCGUGCCUGCCAGGACACUCACUGGCGGCCCUCGCGCUCGUUUGUCGCAGCGUUCGCGGCCGCGUCUGCCAGCCGGCGACGCUCCGCUGGCUGGCGGGGCUCCGCAGCGUGCCGGAGGGGCUGGCGUCGGGCGUGGAGUGCCUGGAGCACCUGGCGAUAGCGGAGACGGUGUUCGCCAUGCGGUGCACCGUCGCCUUCUCUUAUGGCCAGAUCGACCUCGACCCCGCCGAGUGGUCCAAGGUCGCCAGGGUGGCGAAGCUGCUGCAGAAACAUCCGUCGCUCGUCGUAUCCCUGGAGGCGCACUGCGGACUUGAGGCGCCCACGCGCGCCUAUGCUCACGGCUACUCCCAGAGGUGCGACCCGCACCCCGCCGCUGCGGCCGCGGGAGCACAGAAAGGGG